AUGGCCAAAAUUAACAACAACCCUGUGGGGUGGGCUGGGCUGAGAGAGAGGGACCGUCCCAGCGUCGUGCCUCAGGCGGGACUUGAACUCGUGCUCUGGCACUUCCCAGCCGGGGGUCUUAGCCACUGGCUUCAUCCUUUACACGCUGUUUCCUUCCCCCAGUUCUCCCUCUUCACAGCCAUCCACAAGCACUGCGCUUUGCAGGAGUGGAAGGAAUUCGCAGCUCAGAAUCCGGAUUGUCUGCAGAACGUGGCAGCCAGCACCGGGACGUCCGAUUUGGAGCACUUGGAGCAAGUCCUGGAGGCCGUGCCACAGAUCCGCUACAUCUGCCUUGAUGUGGCCAACGGUUACUCUGAGCAUUUCGUCCAGUUCUUGAGGGAUUUGCGGAAGAGGUUCCCUCAUCACACCAUCAUGGCCGGGAACGUCGUGACAGGAGAAAUGGUGGAGGAGCUCAUCCUGUCGGGAGCCGACAUCAUCAAAGUGGGCAUCGGACCAGGCUCCGUUUGUACCACCCGGAAGAAGACCGGAGUGGGUUACCCUCAACUCAGUGCGGUCAUGGAGUGCGCAGACGCGGCCCAUGGCCUCGGAGGACACAUCAUCUCGGACGGAGGCUGCCAAUGCCCAGGGGAUGUGGCCAAAGCUUUCGGCGCUGGUGCAGACUUUGUGAUGGUGGGGGGCAUGUUGGCGGGACACACCGAAUCCGGAGGGGACCUGAUUGAAAAAGAAGGCAAGCAAUACAAGCUUUUUUACGGCAUGAGCUCCGAGGUGUCCAUGAAGAAAUACGCCGGAGGGGUGGCCGAAUAUCGGUAA
Molecule: messenger RNA, 810 nt
Organism: Thamnophis sirtalis
Lineage: Eukaryota; Metazoa; Chordata; Lepidosauria; Squamata; Natricidae
Source: RefSeq, a predicted model, not a curated record